Aspergillus tanneri is the source of this 894-nucleotide messenger RNA. RefSeq lists its product as uncharacterized. Lineage: Eukaryota; Fungi; Ascomycota; Eurotiomycetes; Eurotiales; Aspergillaceae. The record is from RefSeq and is a predicted model, not a curated record. The transcript is spliced from 6 exons. The coding region runs from base 1 to 894 and encodes 297 amino acids.
AUGAGCCGUUCACAUUCAAUUUUUGAUGCACAAAACUGGCCACUACCCCCUGUUCGACGUGAAAGUACUGUUUCCUCCUCUACGCACUCCUCCAGCUCCGCCAGUUUUGUCUCGUCGCCUCCCUUUCCACCCCUCAGUCCCGCGACCUCGUCGCCUGGAUCCCGAUCGAGGGAAGCAUCCUGCCAUUCUCUGUAUGACGAAAUCUUUAGACUGUCGUUUAGUCCUGCUGUGACUAUUUCAUUCGUGCGGAAUUAUAAAUUAUUCAGACUCCGAUAUACUUACAUCGAUAUUCGCAAGGAUUCCGGUGGAAGACUAAAGUCGUUGGAGUUGGGAGGCGGCGUUGGGCAGCAGAGUCCCUUCAUCCAUACCUUUUGCUCAACGAGCCUUCCCGUUCCUCAUCUUGAGCAUCCUAAACUACCAAACGAGAUAUCCCUUCGAGUCUCAUUUUUAGAAGAACAGACGGUACAGACGGCUCACACCGUUUUCACGACACAAAUAUCCUAUACUUUUGAAGAUUGGAGCGAUUGCGUUCAGUUCCAGGAAAUAAUACUGGCAUCAAGGCUAGUCUAUAUUGCCGGAAUAGCAGAGGCCAAAUCAAAGGGACGCGGGGAUGAAUGUAUCAGCCAGAAUUUACGGAUCCUCCGCGGUCACAAUGGCAGGCAGGUGGUACUAUUCUUUGCAAACUCUCAACGCAAGGAGCUAAAGCGCUACAUAUCCAUACCUAUCAAUUGUAUCGAAAGUGUUAAGCCCGGGAAAAAGGCCGGGAAACCAGUGCUGCUAGAGUUGUUACCCAAUUUCGACCUUCUCUCCCAAAUGCGAACAUUACAGAUCCAGUUCCUAGAUGACGAAGAUCGAAAGGCAUUCUGCAAAUUUCUGGCAGAGCACAUGAACUGA